This is a messenger RNA of Carlito syrichta (Philippine tarsier), 2280 nucleotides long. It is a transcript of the gene SRRM5, whose product is annotated as serine/arginine repetitive matrix 5. The transcript has 4 exons. The coding region runs from base 1 to 2280 and encodes 759 amino acids. Lineage: Eukaryota; Metazoa; Chordata; Mammalia; Primates; Tarsiidae. The record is from RefSeq and is a predicted model, not a curated record.
AUGUCUACUGUAACUUCCAAGACCACAAGCCCUUUCACACCCACCAUGCCUUCUCCACCUAAGAGACCUUCAAAGCCCGGUAUGCCUCUGGCAUCCAGUGGACCCUCUACGCCCACUGUGGCUCCUAUGCUUCAAGGCUCCUUGAAGACCACCAAAUCAGCAACGCCUGGCAUGUCCUCGGUGCCUGCGAAGCCAUCAACAUCCCCCAACACACCUAUGAGCCCAAGUAGCUCCAGGUCCACCAAAUCGACAAGCACUAAGAGAGCCCCUUCUAACCAGUCCAGUAGCAAGUCCCGAGUCCACAGCAAGGCAAGAACACCCAGGAGAGUCAGCACCGACACCAGGGCCAGCACCGACACCAGGGCCAGCACCGACACCAGGGCGAGCACCGAGAGCAGGACCAGCAAAGCCAGCAAGGCCAGUGGCUUAAGACGCCACCAGCACAGCCGGGGUAGAACACCUGGCAGAAGGGGAAGCCGCAGUUCUAAGAGGUCAGCCAGCAGGGCCAGCACUCCUGGCAGUAUAAGAACUCACGGUGCCAGACCAAGCAUGGGCAGCAGGGCAAGAACUCCUUCCUCCCUGCAAAAACAGAGUAGGGGAAAGAGCUACAGCCGGUCUAGAACCAGCAACAGGGAAAGGAGUCACAACCAGCCUAGAAACAUGAGCAGAGAGAAGAGUGGCAGCCCCCCAGGAACCUCAGGUAUGGGGAAGAGUUCCAGCCUGGCUGUAGUCCCCAGUAGAGCAAAGAGUCAUAGCCUGACUAGAAUCUCCUCCAAGGAGAAGGGUUGCAGCCAGUCUCCACCAUCUUCGAGGAAGGUGAAGAGCUACAGUCAGGUGAUGACCCCCAGGAGGGAACAGAGUUACAAUCCCACUGAAGUGUCCAGCAGGGUCAAGAGUUAUAACCAAUCUAGCACCCCCAGCAGGAUCCGAACUCACAGCAGGUCUAGAACCUCCAGAAGGGCAAGAAGUCACAGUCGGAAAAGGACUCACAGCAGGGCGAGAAGUCACAGUCAGGAGAGAAAUCACAGUAGGGCAAGAAGUCGCACUCGGAAGAGAACUCCUAGCCAGAUAAGAAGACAUAGUCAGUCUAGAACCAACAGCAAAGAGAAAAGCCAAAACCAAUCUAGAACCCCCAGAAGAGAAAGAAGUCACAACUGGUCUAGAACCCCCAGUGAGGAAAGAAGUCACUGCCACCGAUCUAGAACCUCCAACAAAGAAAGUGGACACAGGCGACCUAGGAGCAUCAGCAAGGAGAGCGCUCGCAGCCGAUCUAGAAACUCCAACAAAGAAAGUGGACACAGGCGACCUAGGAGCGUCAUCAAGGAGAGAGAUCACAGCCGGUCUAGAACUCCCAGCAAGGAGAGGGAUCACAGCCGAUCUAGAACUCCCAGCAAGGAGAGAGCUCGCAGCCGAUCUAGAACUCCCAGCAAGGAGAGAGCUCGCAGCCGAUCUAGAACCUCCAACAAAGAAAGUGGACACCGGCGACCUAGGAGCAUCAGCAAGGAGAGAGAUCACAGCCGAUCUAGAACUCCCAGCAAGGAGAGAGCUCGCAGCCAAUCUAGAACCUCCAACAAAGAAAGUGGACACCAGCGACCUAGGAGCGUCAGCAAGGAGAGAGAUCACAGCCGAUCUAGAACUCCCAGCAAGGAGAGAGCUCGCAGCCGAUCUAGAACCUCCAACAAAGAAAGUGGGCACAGGCGACCUAGGAGCGUCAGCAAGGAGAGAGAUCACAGCCGAUCUAGAACUCCCAGCAAGGAGAGAGCUCGCAGCCGAUCUAGAACCUCCAACAAAGAAAGUGGGCACAGGCGACCUAGGAGCGUCAGCAAGGAGAGAGAUCACAGCCGAUCUAGAACGCCCAGCAACGAGAGAGCUCGCAGCCGAUCUAGAACCUCCAACAAAGAAAGUGGGCACAAGCAACCUAGAAGCGUCAGCAAGGAGAGAUAUCACAGCCGAUCUAGAAUUCCCAGCAAGAAGAGAGCUCACAGCCGAUCUAGAACUCCCAGCAAGGAGAGAGCUCACAGCCAAUCUAGAACCUCCAGCAAGGAGAAAGAUCCCAGUCACUCUGCAAUCCCCAGAAGUCCCAAUUGGAAGAGAUCCCCUAGCACAACAAAGCAUCCCAGUCAGAAGAGAACCCCUAGCAAGACAAGGAGCUACUCCCCAUCAACAAUUCCCAGUGGAGGCCAAAACUUAAGCCAAGAUGAGAGUCAAGCCAGUGUCACCACCUCUAAGGCCACCUCACCUGGGGAAAGGUCUUCAUCGUCUUCUUCCAAACUGGCAUAG